Lactuca virosa is the source of this 738-nucleotide messenger RNA. Lineage: Eukaryota; Viridiplantae; Streptophyta; Magnoliopsida; Asterales; Asteraceae. The record is from the annotation of a GenBank genome assembly.
CCAAAAUCAGCAUUUAGCUUCAGAAAUAGCAGAGGCAAAUCACCCAAAUCACAGCAAACAAACGUCAAGAUAUGGAUCAAAGAUUCUCAAAAUAUGAAACUGGAGUUGCGAUCAAAUCAACAAAGGGACUACUAUUAUCUAAACCUUAUGAGCCCCAUUACCCUCUUUCUACCACUUCUUCCAAGAUUAAUGGCAUUAAAAGAGAAGCAAGUUCAGGGCCCAAAUUAAUCGAAAUCAUGAAAGAGAUGUUGAGUCAUGGUGCAAAAAUGAUUCAAGUUGGAAGCCAAAGAAAAAUCUUCAGGAAAACCUUCAGUAUCCGAGAGGGAGAGAAGCUGUUGAAGGCUUCUGAAUGCAACUUAUACACUACAGCAGGUGCAAUUGCAGGAAUCCUUUUUGUGUCUACAGAAAGGGUUGCAUUUUGCAGUUACAGAUCCAUUGAAACAUAUUCUACCACAGGCAAGCUGCUAAAGUUCCAAUAUAAGGUGUCAAUCCCGUUAGGAAAGAUAAAAGGAGUAAGAGAAAGCAUGAACAUGAAGAGGCCAUCAAACAACUAUGUGGAGCUAGUGACCGUUGAUGAUUUCAACUUUUGGUUUCUGGGUUUUGUAAAUUAUAAGAAAACCUUAAGAUACGUUCAUCAUGCAAUCGGACUCAAUGUUUAAGCAAAUGAUGUUUGUAAUUAAUCCUUGAUUUGAUGUAAAUUUCAAAUGUAAAGUCUUACAGAGUUACAGUUAUGCCCAC